This is a messenger RNA of Micropterus dolomieu (smallmouth bass), 340 nucleotides long. RefSeq names its product WASH complex subunit 3-like. The record is from RefSeq and is a predicted model, not a curated record. The annotation marks the transcript as partial. The transcript has 2 exons. Lineage: Eukaryota; Metazoa; Chordata; Actinopteri; Centrarchiformes; Centrarchidae.
UACAGCCACACCAUACAGAAGCAGACUACGAAGACGGACUACAUCCCCAGUAAACCCGUAGCGACGCCAAUGCCUCCGGCCCCCACGCCGCCCCCUCCCGCCGCCACCAGACUCCCCACGCCGCCGCUGCCUCCUCCAGCCACCGAGCCCCACAAGCCGAACGCCAGCAGCACAAUCAGCCGCCAGAACAGCACCACGUCCAGCGACAACGGCAGCAUCGCCAUGAGGGACCACACCAACCAGAGACCUGCACCCGUCAACCGUGAGUCCAACAGGACAGCGAAAUGUUUUGCAGUCAGAAACUCUGGAGCUUUGAAUACUAAAGAGAACUUCUUAUCAA